AUGGCUAUGUACGUAGUUAAACAUAAGAACGGACACAAGAAUAGCUGGAGAAUGGAUAUGUACGUAGUUAAACAUAAGAACGGACCUUACUUGAUCCCCGGCACCCGCGCGUCGCCACGGAAACCCCGCGGCGGGGACGGUGGCGCCACCUACCUGAGACUCGACGCCGGCACGGCGGGAGCGAUCUUCGGCAGACUGAGCGAGGUCGCGGAGACGGUCGAAGCUGUCUCAGUAUCUGCUGCUGUCUCAACUUUGCCAUCCUCAUUGGUUGUCUCAGCCUCCUCUGUAGCUGCCUCAGAAUCUGCUGUGACUGUCUCAUCGUCUGCAGCUGCCUCAACCUCUCUCUCAUCUGUCUCUACACCUUCCACAGCCGUCUCAGUCUCAACGUUCCCUUCAGCCGUGUCUCCGUUUGCAUAUUUUGUGGUUGUCUCAGUUGUCUCGUCAUAUAUCGCAGCCAUCUCCAUAACAACUGCUGCUGUCUCAGCUUUGCCACCGUCUGCUGCUGUCUCAGCUUUGUCACCGUCUGGUGCUGUCUCAGCUUUGUCACCGUCUGGUGCUGUCUCAGCUUUGUCACCAUCUGGUACUGUCUCAACUGUGCCAUUAUCUGCAGCUACUUCAGCUGACUCCGCAACUAUCUCAUCUCCCAAGUUCUUCCCGGCUGUCUCAACUGUCUCAGCUCCCAAGUUCUUCCCGGCUGUCUCAACUGUCUCAUCUCCCAGGUUCUUCCCAGAUGUCUCAACUGUCUCAGCUCCCAAGUUCUUCCCAGCUGUCUCAACUGUCUCAUCCUCAUCUCCCCAGUUCUUCCAGGCUGUCUCAACUGUCUCAUCUCCCAAGUUCUUCCCAGCUGUCUCAACUGUCUCAGCUCCCAAGUUCUUCCCGGCUGUCUCAACUGUCUCAGCUCCCAAGUUCUUCCCAUCUGGCUCAACUGUCUCAGCUCCCAAGUUCUUCCCAGCUGUCUCAACUGUCUCAUCCUCAUCUCCCCAGUUCUUCCCGGCUGUCUCAACUGUCUCAGCUCCCAAGUUCUUCCCGGCUGCCUCAACUGUCUCAGCUCCCAAGUUCUUCCCAGCUGUCUCAACUGUCUCAGCUCCCAAGUUCUUCCCAGCUCCUCCGUCGUCAUGGCGACGGGCAGAUCGGGCGCGGGCGCAGGCGUCGCCGUGGUGA
Molecule: messenger RNA, 1161 nt
Organism: Priapulus caudatus
Lineage: Eukaryota; Metazoa; Priapulida; Priapulimorpha; Priapulimorphida; Priapulidae
Product: mucin-5AC-like
Exons: 4
Coding region: 1-1161 (386 amino acids)
Source: RefSeq, a predicted model, not a curated record